Ramularia collo-cygni is the source of this 186-nucleotide messenger RNA. RefSeq names its product probable mitochondrial F1F0 ATP synthase subunit Atp18. Gene Ontology annotation, molecular function: proton transmembrane transporter activity. The record is from RefSeq and is a predicted model, not a curated record. Lineage: Eukaryota; Fungi; Ascomycota; Dothideomycetes; Mycosphaerellales; Mycosphaerellaceae. The transcript is spliced from 4 exons. Gene Ontology annotation, biological process: proton motive force-driven ATP synthesis. The coding region runs from base 1 to 186 and encodes 61 amino acids.
AUGUCUGGUCUCCUCGGAAAGAAGUUCCCCGCGCCCAUUGCGAAGCCAAUGUGGCCAUUCUACACCGCCGGAAUCAUCAUUGCAUACGGCAUCAGCUCCUUUGCCGGUGUUCUGGCCAACACCGACGAGUACAAGAACGACCCCAGAAACCCCAACAUCAACAAGGCGCCCAAGAAGGACCACUAG